This is a messenger RNA of Drosophila mauritiana, 733 nucleotides long. Its product is annotated as bifunctional lysine-specific demethylase and histidyl-hydroxylase NO66. The transcript has a single exon. The coding region runs from base 122 to 664 and encodes 180 amino acids. The record is from RefSeq and is a predicted model, not a curated record. Lineage: Eukaryota; Metazoa; Arthropoda; Insecta; Diptera; Drosophilidae.
AGUACAUUCCUUCUCCUCGUGCGAUACGGAACUAGUUUUUGAGAAUAAACAAAAAUUCAUAGUGCAAACUAAAUUUUAAGUAAAAAAAAGCGACAUUUCUUAGGAGCUGUAGAAUUCAAAGAUGUCCAGCAAGACAAAAGCACCCGCGUCCUUCGAAGAAUUGGCCAAUCAGGUGUUUGAGAAGUCGAAACAGCUGAGUAUGUCGAUAAAGGAGCAGUGCAAGUUGGUCCAGGAGUAUCUGAAGGCCAGGAUCGAUGGGAGUGAUGGAAGCGAUGCAGAAUAUAAUAGUGAACCCGAUUCAGAUUCUGAAUCCGAGUCCGAGUCCGAGUCCGAUUCCGAUUUCGAGGAGGAUUCCCUUACUGAUUCCGAUGAGCGAACAGAGGAGAGCAGUGAUGAGUCCGAAUCGGAGCCCAGUGAAGUCGAGGAGCGUACCAAACCAUCAGAUACUCACAAGAGUGCCACUGCGGGUCCCUGGGAAAAACAAAUCUCCAAAGACGAGCCUGAACAAUCUCGGCUCGUGGCCUUUGUGGCGCCUCUCAAAUCCUCUGCGCCCCCGCAACCUGCCCCCCGCAUCCAGCGUCGACUGACUAUGGCUGGUGGCCUGAUAGCUCCUCAUAGUCGCAGUAGUGUACCAGUGCCAUCUAAAUCAGGGAAAGUCAAGUAGAUGUGAAUGCGGAUAGUCGAGCCAGGAGCUCGACGUUUCUCCCAGCUAUUUUAUUCUUUACACCGUUUA